AUGCCAAGUNCCUUGUUAGCAGUCGAUUAUCCGGCGAACAAGUUGGCUUGCUAUGUCUCCGACGAUAGUGGUUCGCCUCUCACCUUCUACUCUCUCGUGGAAGCAUCCAAGUUUGCUAAGCUUUGGGUUCCUUUUUGUAAGAAACAUAACAUUCAUGUUAGAGCUCCCUUCCGAUACUUCACUGGCAAGCCCUUAUCUUCCAAAGAUAGCUCAUUUCAAGAAGAAUGGAAAAAUAUAAAGGUUGAAUAUGAACAGCUUUGCCAAAAGAUUGAAGACGCAACUCAAAGAUCAGAGGCAUGGGAUUUUGCCGGCGAAUUUGCAGCUUUUUCAAAUAAUGAGAACAACAAUCAUCCAACUAUAAUAAAGGUUCUAUGGGACAAGGAAGGUGUACGGAAUGGUUUCACUCGUCUGGUCUACAUCUCCCGAGAGAAGGGGCCAAAGCAUCCACAUCAUUUCAAGGCUGGUGCAAUGAAUGUUUUGGUUCUAUGGGACAAGGAAGGUGUACGGAAUGGUUUCACUCGUCUGGUCUACAUCUCCCGAGAGAAGGGGCCAAAGCAUCCACAUCAUUUCAAGGCUGGUGCAAUGAAUGUUUUGACGAGAGUAUCCGGAGUGAUGACAAAUGCUCCAUUCAUGCUGAACGUAGACUGUGAUAUGUAUGCCAACAAUCCACAAAUUGUUCUUCAUGCAAUGUGUCUGCUGCUUGGUUUCAAGGACGAAAGAGACUGUGCCUUUGUUCAAUCUCCACAACACUUCCAUGAUGGACUCAAGGAUGAUCCAUUUGGAAAUCAGAUGGUGGUUUUGCAAGAAUAUAUGGUGCAUGGAAUCACGGGGAUUCAAGGGCCAUUCUAUGAAGGAACAGGAUGUUUUCACAGAAGAAAAGUUAUAUAUGGUUUAUCACCGGAUGAUAAAGUAGCUAGCGGGGAAUUGAGUGAUGAGAAGUUGCAGAAAACAUUUGGAAAGUCAAUGGAGUUCUCCAAAUCAGCAGCUCAGAUUAUCUGUGGAUCAAACAUAAAGACAGAGAGAGCAGCUGGUUUAUCAAGUUCUACUGAGGCAGCAUAUCAAGUUGCAGGCUGUGGAUAUGAAUAUGGCAGCGGGUGGGGUGAAAAGGUUGGUUGGAUGUAUGGAUCUGCAGUAGAAGACUUGCUAACUGGGCUUACUAUCCAUACGAGGGAUUGGAGAUCCGUCUAUUUAACGCCCGAUCCAACUGCUUUUCUUGGGAGUGUACCCUCUAGUGGGCCAGUCUCAUUGAUCCAACAGAAGAGGUGGUCCACUGGGCUUCUUGAUAUUCUCUUUGGCCCAAAAAGCCCGAUAAUUGCUACAUUCAAAGGUGAGCUCCAGUUCAGGCAGUGUCUGGCCUAUAUAUGGAUUCUCAUAUGGGCUCUACGAUCCAUUCCAGAGCUUUGUUACGCUGCUUUGCCGGCUUAUUGUAUUAUCUCCAACUCACAAUUCUUGCCCAAGGUCCACGAAAAAGCAAUACUCAUUCCUAUUACCAUCUUUGUCAUCUUCAACUUAUACUCUCUAUCAGAGUACCUACGAAUAAACUUGUCAGCCCGUGCAUGGUGGAACAACCAUAGAAUGUUGAGAGUCAUAACCAUGACAGCAUGGUUUUUCGGAUUCGUCGAUGUUAUACUCAAGUUUGUAGGAUUAUCCAAGACUACCUUUGAAGUUACAAAGAAAGAUCAAACAGCUACCACUGCUGACAAUAAUGAUGAGGCCGGAAGGUUCACAUUUGAUGAGUCCCCAAUUUUUGUGCCCGGCAUCGCCAUUUUGCUGGUGAACUUGGCGGCGUUGGUCAUCGGACUGUUUGGUUUCCGGCCAGUGGCUCGUGGUGAAAAUGGGUUUGGGAUAGGGGAGGUCAUAUGCAGUGUGUGGGUGGUGCUAUGCUUUUGGUCAUUUUUUAGAGGAUUGUUUGGGAGAGGAAAGUAUGGAAUUCCAUCAUCUGUUAUCUUUAAGUCAGGGGCUCUAGCACUUGUCUUCUUUCAUUUCUGCAAAUGAACCUAAUUGGCUUUGAGACUUUGGUCAUAAAAUUAGACGUUGUACACCUGAAAUAUUGACUUCAUUGGUUGCCUAAAAGUAGUGAAGCAAUUUUUAAUUUCUGUAGCAUGUGGGGAUUGUGAUAGAAAUGAUGAAGUUUUGAUAGGAC
Molecule: messenger RNA, 2143 nt
Organism: Ilex paraguariensis (yerba mate)
Lineage: Eukaryota; Viridiplantae; Streptophyta; Magnoliopsida; Aquifoliales; Aquifoliaceae
Source: the annotation of a GenBank genome assembly